CGGGCACAUCUAGACCAUUCCAGUUGAGUGCGGCAUUGGAAGAUUACAUCUUGAUCCGAGGACAGGACACAGGGAUAAGGAGAUGGGGAAGCAAAACAGCAAGCUCCGCCCAGAGAUGCUACAAGACCUGCGGGAAAAUACAGAGUUCUCCGAUCAUGAGUUACAGGAGUGGUAUAAAGGUUUUCUAAAGGACUGUCCAUCUGGCAUUCUAAAUGUCGAAGAGUUCAAGAAGAUCUACGCCAAUUUUUUCCCAUAUGGAGAUGCCUCCAAGUUUGCCGAGCACGUGUUUCGUACAUUCGAUACCAACGGUGAUGGGACCAUAGAUUUCCGGGAGUUUAUCAUUGCUUUGAGCGUCACCUCCAGGGGGAAGUUAGAGCAGAAACUAAAGUGGGCGUUCAGCAUGUACGAUCUAGACGGGAACGGCUACAUCAGCCGGGAUGAGAUGCUGGAGAUCGUACAGGCAAUUUAUAAAAUGGUUUCCUCUGUAAUGAAGAUGCCAGAGGACGAGUCCACGCCAGAGAAACGCACAGAGAAAAUCUUCCGACAGAUGGACACAAAUAAUGAUGGUAAAUUAUCGCUGGAGGAGUUCAUUAAAGGUGCCAAAAGUGACCCAUCAAUUGUGCGGUUACUGCAAUGUGACCCCAGCACGGCAUCGCAGUUCUGAAGCUGGCUGCAGCCUGGGAACCAUCCGAUUCAUCUAGUGGCUGUGCCUCGCCUCUGCACAGCGGCCUGUCCCAGAAUCCUUUUGGGCAUUAGAUGGACUUGAAAGCACUGCCAAUCAAUCAGCCCACUUCCUACCCCCUAUUUAUUUCUUACUAUAAAACUUGUAUUAUGUUUAUUGUAUGGAGUAACCAUGGGUUGCAUGGAGAUUUGGGGCACAAGGGUGGGGUGGGCAUAAUAAAGUGUCUAAAGGGACCAGAUGCACAUUGGAAUAGUGAGAGAUGCUACUUAAUAGCAUAAGGAGCCACCAGCUGCUUUGCUUUCAUAUAUACUGUAUGGCAGUGAGUCAAGGUGGUCUUUACUACAGUGAGCAAAGGUGGAACUGGUUGCACUAAAGCAGGGAGUAACUAUGCACGCUAUAUUUCAUUUAUUUAUUAGGGGAAGAGAGGGAUGGUUUUAGAUUAUUAUAUUGUUUAGAUAUGCACUUUCCCUUUGUACCCUUGCUCCUUCAUCUCAUUAGAGGGAACCCGUUUGACCUAGUGUCCUUCUGUUCUGGGUAGAGGAUCUGCAUAUAGAUAGACCCUACUUUUAUUUUUGGUAUAACGGAAUCGGCUCUUUUAUACUUUGAGUAUAAAGUGACAUACUUUAACAUCCACGCAUACACUGCCAGUUAUAUUAUUGGCAUGUAUAUUUUGUGUGCAUCUUUACAGCAAUAGAUUCUAAUGACUAAAACAUUUGAAGAUACCUAGCUGCACUAAAAGUUGCUUCUAUAGGAAAGAGUCUUUUUUAAUAGCGUUGAUGUCUUUUUAUUAUACUAACAGCCUGUCACUCAAAACAAAGUAAUGGUACAUAAAGAGAUACCAUAGGAUCAGGUGUAUGUGGAUUCUCUAAUGGUUUAAAUGAGUGCUUCCAUGUCGCUGUAUAAUGUUAGACACUUAGGAACAUGGGAAAGCUCCCAUGCCUGUAAAACACUUUUUUUAGGUGGUGAUUCAUUAGACUUGCCAUUUGACUGUUCUGUCUUACAUGAUCAUUAAUGUACUUUUCAGGCAUUGAUGAUUAGGUAUGAUAUAGUUGGCUCAUGUUUGAACUGUUUGUAAUGUCCCCUGCAGGUGUUGGUGCAGCAUCCACAACAUACUAG
Messenger RNA from Nanorana parkeri, 1798 nucleotides. It is a transcript of the gene HPCA, whose product is annotated as hippocalcin. The transcript is spliced from 4 exons. The record is from RefSeq and is a predicted model, not a curated record. Gene Ontology annotation, molecular function: calcium ion binding. Lineage: Eukaryota; Metazoa; Chordata; Amphibia; Anura; Dicroglossidae. Bases 83 to 664 code for a protein of 193 amino acids.